AUGUUGUAUGAUAUGAUAGUAGACCUGCCCAAAGAUGGAAACAAUGACUCUAUCCUAGUCAUCGUGGAUAGCUUUACCAAAUAUGUCAUUCUGGUAGAGUGCUCUAAGAAACUCAAAGCCCCGGAAUUAGCAGACCUAUUUCUACGCCACAUAUGGAAACGCUACGGCAUGCCUGAGAAGACAGUAUCAGACCGCGGACGGGUUUUUAACAACAAGUUCCUAAAAGCCCUGUACCAACGCUUAGGGAUAGACCCCCACUUCUCCUCAGCCUACCACCCGCAAAGUGACGGGCAGACGGAGCGCGUAAAUCCCACGGUUGAACACUUCUUGCGGGCCUAUUCAGGAGUAAACCAAAGGGACUGGGUCAAAUGGCUACCAAUGGCGGAGUUUGCCUACAACAACGCGGUGCAUAGUUCAACAGGCAAAACUCCUUUUAAAGCACUAUACGGUUGGGAACCCUCCUUGACCCCAAGUAACGUUCCAACAGACGUCCCUGAGGCAGACAACUUGGCAACCCAAAUGGAGGCACAAUGGCAGGAAAUAGAGGCUGUGCUCUGGCAAUCAAAGACAUGCAUGGUAGCCGGAGAAACAGGAGAACCACUCAAAUUUGAAGUUGGGGAAGAAGCCUGGCUAGACGCCAAAAACGUGAAGCUAAAAACCCUGAGCCCUAAGCUGACCAAACAACGCCUAGGCCCCUUCAAGAGCAUACGGCUAGAACUCCCGCCAACAAUGAGAAUCCACAAUGUCUUCUAUGUGGGUCUUCUGUCAAAAGUCAAAAGGGACAAAAAGCGCAGCUUCAAGAACCGGCCUCCACCUGUCACCGUGGAUGGAGAAGAAGAAUACAAGGUCGAAGGGAUCACAGACAUGGAAGAAAGGGACAGGAAAUGGUUUUUUAGGGUAAAAUGGAAAGGCUACGGAUCAGAGGAGAAUACCUGGGAACCAAGGGAAAACCUCAAGAACGCCAAAAAAAUCCUAGAAAAAUUCAAAAAGGAAAUGAAAAAGAAGGCCCUCAGCGCUGCCAAGGCCCUUAGAGGGGGGGCAGUGUGUAGACACAGUUGA
Rhizoctonia solani is the source of this 1059-nucleotide messenger RNA. Its product is annotated as integrase core domain protein. The coding region runs from base 1 to 1059 and encodes 352 amino acids. The transcript has 2 exons. Gene Ontology annotation, biological process: DNA integration. Lineage: Eukaryota; Fungi; Basidiomycota; Agaricomycetes; Cantharellales; Ceratobasidiaceae. The record is from RefSeq and is a predicted model, not a curated record. Gene Ontology annotation, molecular function: nucleic acid binding.